Messenger RNA from Fraxinus pennsylvanica, 333 nucleotides. The record is from the annotation of a GenBank genome assembly. NCBI's taxonomy places the organism in Eukaryota, Viridiplantae, Streptophyta, Magnoliopsida, Lamiales, Oleaceae.
AUGCAAUUAUUUAAUUUCAAAAGUGGCUACGGUACAUUAGAAGAACUCCUAGAAGUCAUCACUUGGGCUCAACUUGGAAUUCACGACAAACCAGUAGGUCUGCUUAAUGUAGAUGGGUACUACAACUCACUGCUGUCUUUUAUAGACAAAGCUGUUGAUGAGGGUUUUGUUACACCCUCUGCCCGUCAUAUAAUUGUCUCUGCCCCAACUGCCCAUGAACUUAUGUCCAAACUUGAGGAUUAUGUUCCGAAACAUAAUGGAGUCGCGUCGAAACUGAGUUGGGAGAUGGAGCGACAAUUAGGUUACACGGCAAAACUAGAAAUAGCUCGUUAG